AAUCAUUCAAACUUAUCUGAUCCACGCUAUAAAACAUGCCAUUUCUAGCCAUUGCUAGUCUCACUCAAAAAGAUGGAUAAGCGAUGGAGUCUUCAAGGUAUGACUGCUCUUGUAACCGGUGGAGCCAGCGGAAUCGGGUAUGCCAUAGUAGAGGAGUUAGCUGGUUUUGGAGCUAAAAUCCAUGUUUGCGACAUAUCCGAAGUUCUGCUUAAUAAAAGUUUAAGCGAAUGGGAAAGGAAAGGGUUUCACGUGAGUGGCUCAGUCUGUGAUGUUACCUCUCUUUCUGAGAGAGAAACAUUAGUACAAACUGUCGCCUCGCUGUUCGAUGGCAAGCUCAACAUUCUUGUGAACAAUGUGGGAGUAAUUCGUGGAAAGCGAACGUUAGAAUAUGUGAAAGAGGAUUUUGAUUUCCACAUCUCAACAAAUUUGGAACCUGCUUUACAUUUUUGUCAGCUUUCACAUCCUCUACUAAAGGCUUCAGGCUAUGGAAGUAUCAUCUUCAUGUCCUCUGUUACAGGCAUUUUAUCAUUUACCGCUGGAUCCAUUUAUAACUUAACAAAAGCAGCUCUGAAUCAGCUAGCAAGAAAUCUGGCAUGUGAAUGGGCAAAAGACGGCAUAAGAGCCAAUGCUGUUGCACCUAAUGUUAUCAAGACUCCUCUGUCUCAACCUUAUCUUGAUGACGUCAAGUUCAAGGAAGAAUUAUGCGGAAGAACUCCACUCGGGCGGGCUGGUGAGCUGAAUGAAGUUGCAUCACUAGUGGUAUUCUUGUGUCUACCUGCAGCUUCCUAUAUCACAGGUCAAACUAUUUGUGUUGAUGGAGGCCUCACGGUCAACGGUUUCUCCUAUCAAACACAUGCUUAAAAAGACCUUGUCGCGUUUUGUCUGUUUGCCUUCAGUUUUCUCUCUCUAAUAAAAAACUCUCAUUGUCACGUUUUGUAACUUUGUCAAAAUAUAUGAGUUCUUACUUUCAUUGUUGAGAUGCUACUUCUGAAGUUAAUAAAUCUUAAAUGUCCAAUCUAAUUUAAGAUGUAUCGUCGUUUGUUGUUU
Raphanus sativus (radish) is the source of this 1047-nucleotide messenger RNA. RefSeq names its product tropinone reductase homolog At2g29310. The coding region runs from base 73 to 861 and encodes 262 amino acids. Gene Ontology annotation, molecular function: oxidoreductase activity. The record is from RefSeq and is a predicted model, not a curated record. NCBI's taxonomy places the organism in Eukaryota, Viridiplantae, Streptophyta, Magnoliopsida, Brassicales, Brassicaceae. The transcript has 5 exons.